GGAGACUUCCAUUCGCUUCCGCCAAAGGUUGCACGCUUCAUUGCCGAAAAGGCUGAGCUGAUGAACCCUGCCGGUAUCUACAUCUGCGAUGGUAGCGAAAAAGAGUUCCAAGAUAUCAUUGACAAACUCGUCGAGAGAGGCGUACUCUCACCUCUCAAGGCCUAUGAGCGCAAGUGA
Strongylus vulgaris is the source of this 177-nucleotide messenger RNA. NCBI's taxonomy places the organism in Eukaryota, Metazoa, Nematoda, Chromadorea, Rhabditida, Strongylidae. The record is from the annotation of a GenBank genome assembly.